GCGACAGACGGAUUUCAAACAAAAUAUAUACUAAACAAAACAAAAAGAGGAGAAUUUAUUUUGCUGUUUCGAAAAUAAACAAGCGCGCUUUGUUGAUUUCGAAGUCAAGAGCCUGUCAAACUUAAAUCUUUAAAAAUGGGCUGUGCCACGACCAGCGUAAAGAUUACCUCAAUCGUGCUGAAUGCCAUUUUGGCGUUCCUGGCAGUGGGCGCUAUUGGCUGGAUCGCGGUUCAUGCAGAUACGGAGAGCGAGGAAUUCGUUAUCGCCGCCUACGUGGCCUGUGCGAUUAUUUUGCUGUUCGCCUUUCUGGGCAUAUUUGCGGCAGUACGCGAAUCGGUUUGCUUGACCGCAACGAGCGCCGUCUUCUUGCUGCUGCUGGCCAUACCGCAAAUUGUGAGCACCAUAAUGUUUGUGCAUCAGUUCGAGGUGAAGAGCGCCCAGACCACAGUGGAGCUGGCCUGGCAGGCCAACAACAUGGACGGACUGCAGCAGAAGUACGAGUGCUGCGGCAAGAGCAGCGCCCAAGACUAUGUCCAUCUGCGCCAAUUGAUACCGCCCAGCUGCUAUAUCGACCUGGAUCAGAAGCCGGAGCAUCUCUAUGUCGAGGGCUGCAUCGAGAAGCUGCAGAGUCGCUACGAAAACGACAAGCUACGCUUCAUUAUUGUCUCCUGGGUGCUCGUGGCCUUUGAGUUGCUGUGCUUUGUUAUAGCCGUUUUCCUGGCCAUCAGUUUCCGCAACAAGCAGCGCCGCUUGCAAUUUUAAUGGCCAACUGUA
Molecule: messenger RNA, 774 nt
Organism: Drosophila navojoa
Lineage: Eukaryota; Metazoa; Arthropoda; Insecta; Diptera; Drosophilidae
Gene: lbm
Product: late bloomer
Cellular component (GO): plasma membrane
Source: RefSeq, a predicted model, not a curated record